CCUCGUCGGUCGUUUCGGACAUUUUUUGGCAAACUGUCCUGCUGCAGGAAAAAAAAAAGUGAUUUUCACUCCGGAUUUGUCUGCUAUUUUCCAAAAGAAGGGCCGCUACAUUCUCCAUUUCAUCGCUGGGCCGUUCGUCUGCAGACUUUUUACUCUCGGAAGUGCGGAAUUUCUGUCGGACUUCAGCGCUUGACCGAAAUAAUGGCACAUUUUAAUAAAGGACCAGCCUACGGCUUAUCUGCUGAAGUGAGGAGCAAAAUCGCUCAGAAGUAUGACCAACAGAAGGAGGAGGAGCUCCGCUACUGGAUCGAGAAGGUGACCGGGAUGCCCAUCGGGGACAACUUCCAGAAAGGCCUGAAGGACGGGAUCAUUCUGUGCGAACUAAUCAACAAGAUCAAACCCGGCUCCGUCGACAAAACCAACCACUCCCAGCUAAACUGGCACAAACUGGAGAACAUUGGGAAGUUCAUCAAAGGGAUCCUGGCUUAUGGCCUGAAGCCCAACGACAUAUUUGAGGCCAAUGACCUGUUUGAGAAUGGAAACAUGACUCAGGUCCAAGUUACGCUGCUGGCGCUGGCCAGCAUGGCGAAAACCAAAGGCGACACGGACGUGGACAUCGGAGUGAAGUACGCCGACAAACAGGCUCGGCAUUUCGACGAUGAGAAGAUCAAGGCUGGUCAGUGUGUCAUUGGACUGCAGAUGGGCACUAACAAAUGUGCAAGUCAGGCCGGGAUGACAGCGUACGGCACCAGAAGACACCUGUAUGAUCCAAAGACUCAGACCGACAAGCCGCACGACCAGACCACCAUCAGCCUUCAGAUGGGAACCAACAAGGGAGCGAGUCAGGCGGGCAUGAUGGCACCCGGCACACGCAGAGACAUCUUCGACCAGAAGGUGGCGCUGCAACCGGCAGACAACUCCACCAUCUCCCUGCAGAUGGGCACCAACAAGGUGGCGUCCCAGCGGGGCAUGAGCGUGUAUGGCCUGGGCCGACAGGUCUACGACCCCAAGUACUGCGCCUCCCCCACCGAGCCCAUCAUCCACACCAACGGCAGCCAGGGCACCGGCACCAACGGGUCCGAGAUCAGCGACAGUGACUAUCAGGCCGAGUUCCACGAUGACGACUACCACGGAGGUUACCAUGACGACUACAGCUCCCACUACAACGACCAGGGAAUUGACUAUUAGCGCCCCACUCCGACGUUCUGACGCAGUAUUAUCGAUGUAUUUUCUCUUGUACACAACAGAGCAAGACUUUUGCUGUCCUCAUAGUCUCCCGAACAUGUAAACUGAACUUCUCCACCUGUGGUCUGUGAAGAAGCUGUCGUAGUGUAGAGUAACAAGCCUUUUUUCAUUUUUUUUUUAUCUCCCUCUUUUUCAACUUAACCACGGAACAGUAAAGUUGUGACGCUGCUGGAUUCAAACCUUUUCUACUGCUGGACUGAGGCCGUGCGAGAGGAGUCGAUCAAGGUCGUCGCUGAGUCAAUAAACCCAGAAUCUUGGCCUGUUAAUAUUUAAAAUGGCUUACUCAGUUGUGGAGAUAAAGUUCUGCGGAGGAUGAUGUCAGUGUAUUGGAGAACGAUGACUCGUUCUAUUGCAAACCUCUGUGCUGUUUUUAUGACGAUCGCAGAUUCAACCUCUUAAAAGACGCCGGUCAGAAAACACGGUUCAAAUCCCAAUGGCAUUUUAGUCUUCUCUUUUAAAUCUGUAUUUAUUGCAGCGUCUCUUUUUUUCGUCCCGCACUGUUGUCUUAUAAAUAAAAGCCAUUAAUUCCUGGACUUUUCUACGUGACAUUUUUAAAAAUAUAGAACU
This is a messenger RNA of Synchiropus splendidus (mandarinfish), 1812 nucleotides long. RefSeq names its product calponin 3, acidic a (gene cnn3a). Gene Ontology annotation, molecular function: actin binding. The coding region runs from base 202 to 1188 and encodes 328 amino acids. The record is from RefSeq and is a predicted model, not a curated record. NCBI's taxonomy places the organism in Eukaryota, Metazoa, Chordata, Actinopteri, Syngnathiformes, Callionymidae. Gene Ontology annotation, biological process: actomyosin structure organization. The transcript is spliced from 7 exons.